This is a messenger RNA of Oryzias melastigma (Indian medaka), 1286 nucleotides long. RefSeq names its product urotensin-2 receptor. The record is from RefSeq and is a predicted model, not a curated record. The transcript has a single exon. The coding region runs from base 68 to 1258 and encodes 396 amino acids. Gene Ontology annotation, biological process: neuropeptide signaling pathway; regulation of blood pressure; blood vessel diameter maintenance. Gene Ontology annotation, cellular component: membrane. Lineage: Eukaryota; Metazoa; Chordata; Actinopteri; Beloniformes; Adrianichthyidae. Gene Ontology annotation, molecular function: urotensin II receptor activity.
GCGCCCCGGCUCCAGUGGACGCGCGUGUGUUUCGUGAGCGUGGACCCUCUUCUUGCGCGCGGAACAGAUGAAUGGAGCGCACGUGCUCCGCCGAUCACGUCACGAGCUCUCAGCUCAGCUGCGAGCCCGCGCGGGGAGGCGCGCGCUUCUCCACAAACUUGUCCGGAGGAAGACGCGGAGCGCGCGGCGCGCCAUGAACACGUCCGUGGGCCCGCCGCGGCUCGGUUCGGGCUCCGCGGACCACGAGCUGGUCAUCACGUCCACGUUCGGGACGCUCCUGUCCUUCGUGUACGUCGUGGGGGUGUCCGGGAACGUGUACACGCUCGUGGUGAUGUGCCACUCCAUCCGCUUCGCCACGUCCAUGUACAUCUCCAUCAUCAACCUGGCGCUCGCGGACCUGCUGUACCUGUCCACGAUCCCCUUCGUGGUGUCCACGUACUUCCUGAAGGACUGGUACUUCGGGGACGUGGGCUGCCGCAUCCUGCUGAGCCUGGACCUGCUCACCAUGCACGCCAGCAUCUUCACGCUCACCGUCAUGUGCACGGAGCGCUACCUGGCCGUGACGCAGCCGCUGGACACCGUGCGCCGCUCCAAGAGUUACCGCAAGGCUCUGGCGUGGGGGGUGUGGCUGCUGUCGCUCGUGCUGACCGUCCCCAUGAUGGUCAUGGUGGCGCAGACCACCAAGAGCACCCCGGACGGCGGCGUCAAGAGGAUGUGCGCGCCCACCUGGGCGCCGCUGGCGUACAAGGUCUACGUGACGGUCCUGUUCGGCACCAGCAUCAUGGCUCCGGGCUGCGUCAUCGGAUACCUGUACGUCCGGUUGGCGCGCACCUACCUGGAGUCCCAGCGGAACUCUGUGAUCAACAAGGGCGGGAAGCGCUCCCCGAAGCAGAAGGUUCUGAUCAUGAUCUUCACCAUCGUGCUGGUGUUCUGGGCCUGCUUCCUGCCCUUUUGGAUCUGGCAGCUGCUGCCGCUGUACCACAGCAAGCCGCUGCGCCUGGCCUCGCAGACGCACACCUGCAUCAACUACCUGGUGGCGAGUCUGACCUACAGCAACAGCUGCAUCAACCCCUUCCUCUACACGCUGCUCACCAAGAACUACCGCGAGUACCUGAAGAACCGACACCGGAGCUUCUACAAGUACACGUCCUCCUUCAAGAAGCGGCCGCCCAGCCUGCACUCCUGGGGCAAGUCCGCCUCCUCCAGCAACCAGUUCGACUUCAACUCGGAGACGCUGGCCAUGGGCACGCUCAGGUGACGAGGGCGCGCCGGGAAGGAGGCAGGUG